GGGGAGGAGACGGGCGGCCGUCCGCGCGGAGGGAGUGAGUCACCUGACCGCCGCUUGCCGCCUGCAGUCGGGCCGCGCGGCGCCUCGGCUCCGGUCGAUGACAGUGAGAAGCAUGCUUUCCACUGCUCUCCCUGAUCCCAUUUGCCACCCAGGAUGUCUGUGAGUGAGAGUGCAGUGUUUGCCUACGAGUCCUCUGUGCAUAGCACCAACGUCUUGCUCAGCCUCAAUGACCAGCGGAAGAAGGACGUGCUGUGCGAUGUCACUGUCCUGGUGGAGGGCCAGCGCUUCCGAGCCCACCGCUCGGUGCUGGCUGCAUGCAGCAGCUACUUCCACUCGAGAAUCGUAGGCCAGACUGACGCAGAGCUCACCAUCACACUGCCUGAAGAGGUAACAGUUAAAGGAUUUGAACCUUUAAUUCAGUUCGCCUACACUGCCAAACUCAUUUUAAGUAAAGACAAUGUUGACGAAGUGUACAAGUGUGUGGAGUUUCUAAGCGUACACAAUAUCGAGGAAUCCUGCUUUCAGUUUCUCAAGUUUAAGUUUUUGGACUCCACCUCAGAGCAGCAGGAAUGUGCAAGAAAAAAAUGCUUCUCCUCACACUGUCAGAAGGCAGAUUUUAAAUUUUCAUUUUCAGAACAGAAAGACCUAGAAAUUGAUGAAGCAGAUGAAUUCUUGGAAAAGAAAAGUGUUCAGACUCCUCCUUGUGACUCCCAAAGGUGUCAGGGCAAUGUAAAAGCAUCCCCUCCCCUCCAAGACAGUGCCAGUCAGACAUGCCAGUCCAUGUGCGUGGACAAGGAUGGAGCCCUGGCAUUGCCAUCUUUAUGCCCCAAAUAUAGAAAGUUCCAGAAAGCCUUUGGAACUGACAAGAUCCGAACUCUAGAAUCCAGCAUCAGAGAUGUCCAUACUGCCUCUGUCCAGCCAAAUGAGACAUCCGAACUUGAGUGUUUAGGGGGAGCACAGGGCUGUGCAGAUUUACACGUGAUUUUAAAAUGUGAAGGAAUGAAGCCAGCCAUGGAGAGUGAACACACAAAGUGCAAAGACCCCACCCCUCAGUGUACUGCAGAGCAGACCGAAGUGACGUCCUUGCCUCAGGAUUCUGCAGGACCUCACGGGCUCUACUCCCUGUCAGUCCUACACACAUAUGAGCAGUCAGGAGACGUGGGCUUUGCUGGGAUGCAGAGUAAAACAGUGAAAACAGAAAAGCCUCUGUCGGGUCCAGAUGGCCAGGAUGAGAAGCCAUUGGAAAAUCAGGAUUUAUACUUGAAGUCUAACAUGGGCCCCAAAGAAGACAGCAGCAGCCUUGCGUCUGAGGAUCGGAGUAGUGUGGAGCGAGAGGUGGCAGAGCACCUGGCCAAAGGCUUUUGGAGUGACAUUUGCAGCACGGACUCGCCUUGCCAAAUGCAGUUGUCGCCUGCUGUGGCCAAAGAUGGCUUAGAACAGGGCUACUCGCAAAGACGGUCUGAGUGUCCCUGGUUGGGUAUCAGGAUCAGCGAGAGCCCAGAGCCAGGCCAGCGGACCUUCACAACUCUCAGUUCCGUCAACUGCCCGUUUAUCAGUACUCUGAGUUCUGAAGGCUGCUCAAGCAACUUGGAAAUUGGAAACUAUGAUUACACUGCGGAGCCUCAGCAGGAGCCUUGCCCGUAUGCUUGUGUGAUUAGCCUGGGAGAUGACUCUGAGACCGACACAGAAGGCGACAGCGAGUCCUGUUCUGCCAGGGAGCAGGACUGUGAGGUGAAACUGCCAUUCAAUGCUCAACGAAUAAUUUCACUCUCACGAAAUGAUUUCCAGUCCUUGUUGAAAAUGCACAAACUGACCCCAGAGCAGCUGGACUGUAUCCAUGACAUCCGCAGGAGGAGUAAGAACAGAAUCGCAGCGCAGCGCUGUCGCAAGAGGAAGCUUGACUGUAUCCAGAACCUUGAAUCAGAAAUCGAGAAGCUGCAAAGUGAAAAGGAGAGCUUGCUGAAGGAGCGAGAUCACAUUUUGUCGACGCUGGGGGAGACAAAGCAGAACCUUACCGGACUUUGUCAACAAGUGUGCAAGGAAGCCGCUCUGAGUCCAGAGCAGAUUCAGAUCCUCGCCAAGUACUCGGCCUCAGACUGCCCGCUUUCUUUCUUAAUUUCUGAGAAAGGGAAAAGUACUCCCGAUAGUGAGCUUGGUUUUACAUCAGUUUUCAGUGUGUCUGACAUGCCUCCAACUGCACCGCCUCCCUGUGGACGAGCAAGCAGCUCUGCCAGCCAGGAGCUUAUACAGGAGUCCCAGCCAACCACCGCAGCUGUCCCGGAGCAGGCCACGAGGUUGGAGCCCUGUCAGCAGAGUGCUGGGAUCUCAGACUUCUGUCAGCAGAUGUCUGAUAAGUGUACUACUGAUGAGUAAGCCACACAAGCAUCCUUCAGCCCAUGGAUUUCCCUCUGAUGUGCUGGCAUUGUCUUGAGAGCCUAGUGUGGCCGUGUCUUCUUGCUUAGCAGCCCUGUUUCCUCCUGGUAGCUUUCUGUUGAGGGAAUUUCUCUUUAAGAUGACCCUGAGUUCUCUUUGGUUUUCUUAGGAGAUCUGACGUGCUAUCUCUUGGAUGAUGGGAAAUUGUAUGUGAAAAUAUAGAGUGACCAGGUAAUAAUCUCCUAGUGUUCAAAAUAACUACAGCAAUGGAAGCUACAGUAUUCAUUUUGACAGCUCGAAGCAUCUGCACACAGUCCUCCUGGGCUGGGGAUAACCUACUGAUCAGAAAGAAGAAUCCUCCCUAAGCAGUGCAGUGGUGAUCUCCCCAGAAGUGGGGUACUCAGUGUUUAUGCAGAGCUGUAAUGUGGAAAAGAAAUCUCCUUUGAACUCUAACACUCUGCUCCUCAGCUCCUACCAAAGUCCAGCAUGGGCUGGACCUGGUGACUGAGGCUGUCCUGGCAGGGCCUAGUCAAAGGCCACAGCUGGCCUGAGCUGGAGGCCUCUGCUGUCCUCAGUAUUGACCAGGAGUUUUGGCUGCACAAAUCAGAAAGUGUAAUGUUCUCUGCUCUCACUUCUGUUCCUCUCUUUAGUCUCCACCUUGUCUAGGCUGUUUGGAAUCUUCUGUUCCCUGACUUUUCUUGUCCCAUGGAGGAAGAAGUUGGGAGUUAGGCCGAAGCGGCCUGAGUGUGCACACAAUCUGGCCAGAACCGUAGUUGCCACAGUCUGGGAGAGCUUCACUCUGUGUGAGGCUGUCAAUCGUCUCGUUGCAGGUCACGGAUGACCUUGAGGGCGUUGGGGUCAAGGAGAGGGAAAUGUCUACAUUGACCAGAAGAGCAGCUCGUUGGUAUCCUAGUGAAGACUUGUGGUCUGUAAAAAAGCCGUGUUGAGGCAAACAUCCGAGACUGUACUGGCGUUUGAAACGAUAAAAUUCGGUCUCGGCCAUUAUGGGUUUGCACUUGAGAACCAGAUUUAAUCCUUUUACUUUAUUUUUUUUCCUAUUCCUCCAUUUGGUAUGGUGUAAAGGCACACACACACCAGUUUGACUUGGCCAUUGAAAGAUCAGUCUGUGCCUAUUUAAUGUUGGUAGAAAAUGAAUUGAUAAGAAUCUGAGCAGUUACCCCCGUAACAUUUUCAGUGAUUCUUAGCCAUUCUGGAAUCUCACCUUGUAGAUCUCAGCAGUGGAAACAAAACCUUGUUUUUACAGGUUCAAUAUCCCUGUUCAAGGAGUGUGAGAUGCCUUAACAUUGGAGGUAUUCUGAGCACCGAGAUGUGGGAUAUUCAGUCCUGAUCUCAUGAGGCAGGUUGUAGUCAAAACAGUACAUGCAAAGUCUUCUGAACGCUACUUUAUAUGCCUAGGGUACAUAGGAUUUCAGACUUUGGGGAGGGUCUGACCCUUAAGCUCUCCUACCCUGUUGAGAGCAGGGGAGAGCCUGAAGUCUGAAGCUGCUCUGCAUCAGACAUCUCCAACAAGGGAGUCCAUUCCCAGGAGCACUUAGAGUCCUGUGUCAGGGUGCAGGGCAACAGUCAAUAGGACUUCGUCUCUCCAGGUCACUCCAGGUCAUGUACCUGAAAGAGACACUGCACUGCAUGCUGCAUCUACUGAAGGGCAGAGGGACAGAGGGAGAGAGGGAGGGGGGAGGGACGGGGGCGAGAAAGUGCACACUACCCUGAGUGGUAUCCAGUCACUGGCAAGCUGAUGUUUGCCAUGAGACGAACGGGGACCAGCAGCAAUAUUUUAUGAUUUUAGACUUAUCAGAUAUUGCCCUUUUUCCUUGAGGUGCAGCAAGAGAGGGAGGAGGGGAAUAUGUGUUUCAUCUUUGGAAGAGAAAAUUAAAUUGGAAUUCUUUCCUAGAAAUUUUGAAAAGUCCACUCAGUUUGCCUGGGAAAGAGUGCUCGCUGUGUGAUAAUGCUUCCCAUGUUACAAAAGAGUUGUCUCUGUGUGUGUGUGCGUGCAUAUAUACAUAUACAUAUAUGCACGCACACACACAUGUAUAUAUAUGUAUAAAUACAUAUAUAUACAUACAUAUAUAUACAUACAUAUAUAUACAUAUGUAUGUAUAUGUCCCCACGCAGCUAUUUGAUAUUUGUAAGUUUAGACUUCAACUUAACAUAAAAUAAUAUGAAAACUUCUCUGGUUUACAAAGUGUAAAAUCUUAUACAAGCCAAUGGAUUUCCUACCUCACUGUACACUCGGCUGUCUGUCAUCGGUUCUUGUGUGUACAUAUGUCACAUCUUUUGCUUUAAAUGUAAAUAUUUGCUUUGGAAAGUUACCAUUUUAUGAUAAAAUCCAGUUCUCUCCUCAGUUUAAAGGUAUUUUUUUAAUGACACUUGGUUUAAAUUUCUAUCUAUGAACAGUUUAGCAUUAAGGGUUAAUUCUAAUGGUGUCUGGUAAUUGGCCAAGUGUAAUAUUUCUUAAAAUUUAGCAUUACUUUUAACAGCCAGCAUGUAAUACAAGUAACUACACUACCUCAUACCUUCGUGAUUUUCAAGUUGUAUUAGGUGGACAGGACAGGAUUUACCUUUGUCUUUGGGCCGUAAGGUGGGUAAUAAUGGAAAUAUAUUGCAUAGCAUUAUACAUUUAUGCCUAUUUUAACGUGAACUUCUAAAACGUUUUCUUUACUAAGAAAAUUUGUUUUAAGGAAAUAUUUUUUUGGGGGGUGGGGGAUGCCGAAGACAAAUGAUAGGAUCAUAUGUGUACAACGUAUGCCUUUUCCUUCAUGCAGGGCUUGGACAAUGUUUUUAGUUGGCGUUUUGCAUAGUCACACAAUCAGAGCUCCGUGUUGUAUGAGCUGGCCUUCUCAAGGCCCAGGGAUUUUUUUUUUUUAAAGCUGUUAUGUCUGACUCAAUACAAUAAUGUCAUUUUAAAUUUUUGCCCCUUAUUUGAAUACUGUAGCUACAAUCAAAAUAAUUUGUUAAAUUGUUUUUAUUCAAAAUAAAUAUGAAGAUAACAAUUUACUGUAGCUUGAUGCUUAGCCAAUUUUAUGUUAGGAAUUCAACAUACACGAUACAGGGAUGGCAGAGAUGGUGUGAGAGUUCUCAGCUGUGUUAACAACUUGGAAAGAAAGAGAAGCAAAUGGCGAUGUUACAGUGAAUUCUCAGGUGAACUUUUUUCAGUUAUGAAAACAUCUAUUUUGAAUUUGUAAAUAUUUUAACUGUUUUAUUAAGGCAUGGACUAAAUUAUUCUUUUGACACCUGUUGGGUAGAAUGAAAAUUUAAGCCAUAAUGGUAAAAGAUGGCAUACUGAUUGUAAAAUAAAUAAUAAUAAUAAUUUUUUUGUAUCUUUCAUAAUAUAAUUUUUCUAACUGCAAAUAAAACCACUGAACUUAUAUAUUCCUGCCCUAUUAAGCCCAUGUUUCAUUAGUAGUAUACCUUAUAAUAUUUAAUUACAUUUUCUUUCAAAUGUGCUUGUCUGGAUGUGCCAGUAUAAGUCUUAGAUGGUGAUGCUAGACUGUUAAUAAAGUUCCUAACACGGCUUUCAGUUGA
Messenger RNA from Grammomys surdaster, 5916 nucleotides. RefSeq names its product BTB domain and CNC homolog 1 (gene Bach1). The transcript has 5 exons. The coding region runs from base 154 to 2373 and encodes 739 amino acids. Gene Ontology annotation, biological process: regulation of transcription by RNA polymerase II. Gene Ontology annotation, molecular function: RNA polymerase II cis-regulatory region sequence-specific DNA binding; DNA-binding transcription factor activity, RNA polymerase II-specific; protein binding. The record is from RefSeq and is a predicted model, not a curated record. Lineage: Eukaryota; Metazoa; Chordata; Mammalia; Rodentia; Muridae.